This is a messenger RNA of Cebus imitator (Panamanian white-faced capuchin), 2603 nucleotides long. RefSeq names its product zinc finger protein 333 (gene ZNF333). Bases 293 to 2197 code for a protein of 634 amino acids. The record is from RefSeq and is a predicted model, not a curated record. Gene Ontology annotation, molecular function: DNA-binding transcription repressor activity, RNA polymerase II-specific. NCBI's taxonomy places the organism in Eukaryota, Metazoa, Chordata, Mammalia, Primates, Cebidae. Gene Ontology annotation, biological process: negative regulation of transcription by RNA polymerase II. The transcript is spliced from 11 exons.
GACCCCACUCCAGAGCCUAACUUCAUCCCCGGAUAGGAAUACUAGAAUUUCUUCUUGGAGGCUAAAUAAAGAAGAGGUUAGUUCUUCUGCCGCCGCCUAAGGCUCCUCUGGCCACAACAGCCGGAGGCAUAGCUACUUCCGCUCCCAGCGGCCCUGAGACCGGAAGCGGAAGUGUGCGCGGCGGUGACCGUCUGCGGCUGAGCUGUGAUGCGCGGCGCGGCGAGGUGGGAGUGUCUCCGGCUGGUCUGCAGGAAGGACACCCACUGAGACCUCAAACCCUGGCUCCAGUGUCAUGGAAUCAGUCACCUUUGAGGAUGUGGCCGUGGAGUUCAUCCAGGAGUGGGCGUUGCUGGACAGUGCGCGGAGGAACCUGUGCAGAUACGGGAUGCUGGACAAGUGCAGGAGCCUGGCCUCCAGGGCCUGGGAAUCUCAACUUAAACCCAAAGAGUUGCCUUCUAUGCGGGAUAUUUUGGAAGAAGCAUCCUCCAGGGACAUGCAAAUGGGGCCAGGGCUGUUCCUGAGGAUGCAGCUGGUGCCGUCCAUGGAAGAGAGGGAGACACCAUUGACUCAAGAGGACUGGCCAGCUCUCCAGGAGCCACCUUGGUCUUCGGGAUGCAUGGGACCGAAGGCCGCUGUGCAGAUUCAAAGGAUGGUGAUGCCAGUGCCCACACUGGGCCACCCUGACCCGUGGGUGGCUGGGAAUUCUGCUGUGUCCACAGGGGACCCUGCCUGGCUUCAGGAGGACAGAGUAGAGGAAGAAGCCAUGGUUCCUGGGUUGCCAACCGCCUGUUCACAGGAACCAGUCACCUUUGCAGAUGUGGCUGUGGUGUUCACCCCAGAAGAAUGGGUGUUUCUGGACUCGACUCAGAGGAGCCUGUAUAGAGAUGUGAUGCUGGAGAACUACAGGAACCUGGCCUCUGUGGCAGGUGAUCAACUGUGCAAACCCAAUGCAUCAUCUGAUUUGGAGCAAAGCGGAGAGCAGUGGAACACUGAGAGGGGAGUCAUCUCAGACACCUGUCCAGAACCUCAACUUCAGCCCCAAGAGGCAAUUCCUAGCCAAGACAAUUUUACGGAGAUUCUGUCCAUUGGCAUGAAAGGGGAGCAACCUCAGCCUGCAGAAAAACUCUAUAAAUAUCAUGAACUUGAGACACCUUUUAACAGCAUUGAACCACUUUUCCAGUACCAGAGAAUUCAUGCUGGAGAGGCCUCCUAUGAAUGUCAAGAGAGUAGAAAUUCCUUCUUCCAGAGUGCUCACCUAAUUGUGCCCGAGAAAAUCCAUAGUGGGGAUAAAACCUAUGCAUGUAACAGAUGUGAAAAAUCCUUCAGAUACAGCUCUGACCUCAUCAGGCAUGAGAAGACUCAUACUGCAGAGAAGUGCUUUGACUGUCAAGAAUGUGGGCAAGCCUUCAAAUAUUCCUCGAAUCUUCGGCGACACAUGAGAACUCAUACCGGAGAGAAGCCAUUUGAAUGUAGUCAGUGUGGGAAAACCUUCACGAGGAACUUUAACCUGAUUUUGCACCAGAGAAACCACACAGGAGAGAAGCCCUAUGAGUGUAAAGAUUGUGGGAAAGCCUUCAAUCAGCCAUCAUCCCUUAGGAGCCACGUGAGAACUCACACUGGAGAGAAGCCCUUUGAAUGCAGCCAGUGUGGGAAAGCCUUCAGGGAACACUCUUCACUGAAGACACAUCUGCGAACCCAUACCAGAGAGAAACCAUAUGAGUGCAACCAAUGUGGCAAGCCUUUCCGGACGAGCACUCAUCUGAAUGUGCACAAGAGGAUACACACAGGGGAGAAACUGUAUGAGUGCGGGACUUGCGGUCAGGUCUUGAGCCGUCUCUCAACUCUGAAGAGUCACAUGCGAACUCACACUGGAGAGAAGCCCUAUGUGUGCCAGGAAUGUGGGCGAGCCUUCAGUGAGCCCUCAUCCCUCAGGAAACAUGCAAGGACUCACAGUGGCAAGAAGCCCUAUGCAUGCCAGGAAUGCGGGCGAGCCUUUGGUCAGUCUUCACACCUUAUUGUACAUGUGAGAACACAUAGUGCUGGGAGACCCUAUCAAUGUAAUCAGUGUGAGAAAGCCUUCAGGCACAGCUCCUCACUCACUGUACACAAAAGAACCCACAUGGGAAGAGAGAACAUCAGGAAUGGCAGCCUGCCUUUAUCAAUGUCUCAUCCAUUCUGUGGGCCCCUUGCUAAUUAACUUCCAUUUUGUAAAAAUAUAAACAUAUGGGGCUAUGACUUUCCAUCAUAAUACUCCCUUAGCUGCAUCCCAUGUUUCAGUACAUAAUAUUUUCAUUUCGGUUUAAUUGUAAGUAUUGUCAGCCUCCAUUAUCAUUUAUUGUCUGAUCUAUCUAUUAUUUGGAAUUAGAUUUUUCAAAACUAAUACAUGGAUAUAUUUUCAUAGAGGUAUAAUGACAUAAUGGAAUGCAUACAUCUUAAGUGUACAGUUAGAUGAAUUUGACAGAUGCAUACAUGCAUGUAACCAACACCCCAUUCCAGAUAUAGAAUGUUUCUGUCAUUCUGGAAGGUUCCUGCAUGUUAUAUGGCUAUUUCUUAGUUGCCGUUUUUUUGUUGGUUUCUAAUUUAAUUACAUGGUGAGGUGAGUA